Phascolarctos cinereus (koala) is the source of this 1280-nucleotide messenger RNA. It is a transcript of the gene GPATCH4, whose product is annotated as G-patch domain containing 4. The record is from RefSeq and is a predicted model, not a curated record. Gene Ontology annotation, cellular component: nucleolus. Gene Ontology annotation, molecular function: nucleic acid binding. Lineage: Eukaryota; Metazoa; Chordata; Mammalia; Diprotodontia; Phascolarctidae.
ACCGAAAGCGGUACUUCCGGAAACAUGGCGGCUUGCCGGUUGUGGUUUCCGCGUGUUUCAGCCAUGAGGACCUUGACGGGACUGUGAGCAGCUCCCAUCACUAGAGAGAAGCUGGCUGCACACCGGAAGGGAGGAAGAGGUGCUAAGAGGAGCAGAUAAAUGGGGAUGAUAGUAACCACUUUUGAACUGGUGAGACAUUGAGGACAGAGACUAACUCUUUUCUCAACAUGAACGUCACCUCAGGGACCAAGAGUCGGGGGAUGAAGUUUGCUGAGGAGCAGCUGCAGAAGCAUGGAUGGAUUCAAGGCAAGGGCCUGGGCAAGAAUGAAGAUGGCAUAGCCCAGGCGGUCAAGGUGAAGCUGAAGCAGGACAAUGCUGGGGUGGGACAUGACCCUUCUAAGGAGUUCACUGACCACUGGUGGAGCCAGCUCUUCAACAAGACAGCUGCCAGCUUGGUGGUGGAGACUGGGAAGGAUGGAGUAAAGAUGAAGACCCAGGCCAAGGAUGCCAGCAGGCAGAAACGAUCUGGGAACUCCAAGUCCAGCCUGUUGUACAGACACUUCAUAAAGAGUGCCACUCUCACUUCAGGAGGGGAGAAAGCAGAGAAGCAGAGUGAACAAAGCAGUGAGGAUGAGGCACCUCCACCAGCAAAGAUCCUGACAGAUGAAGAGUUGAUUCGAGCCUUCGAGGGACGUACUGCACACAAGGGUGCCCGCCAUGGGCUUACCAUGAAGGCCAAGCUGGCACGGCUGGAAGAGCAGGAGCGGGCCUUCCUGGCACAGUACAAAGGCCAGAACACAGGUGUACCUAACUCUCCAGCUGAGGAAAUGCCCCAGAAGAUGAAGAAGAAGAAGAAAAAGAAAAGUCAGGAAGAAGCAUCAGUAACAGACAGGACUGAGCAUGUGGAGGUCAUAGAACAGCCUGAUGAGAACAGCAAGAAGAAGAAGAAAAAGAGACAACUGGAAGAGGAAACAGAAGAUGAGGUAGGCAUUCAAGUAGAAAGGGAAGAGGAAGAAGAAAACAGAACCCAGAAAACCAAGAAGAAGAAAAGAAAAAAGGAACCACUAGAGGCCUAGUGAGGACUGUUCCAAUAACCAUCUACUUUCCCUUGUUGGAGACCAGGACUCCAGAGACUCAGGCCUCUGCGCCCUUUGCCCAUUGCAGGGGGUGGGGGACAAGGGGGAUAACAGAGGGUUCUCCUUUAGGUGCUGAGGUCACCGGAAAUCAAGGUAUCCAGUUCUUCUACACAGAGGAAUCAAUAAACACCUCCCAGGGCCCUA